This is a messenger RNA of Durusdinium trenchii, 1218 nucleotides long. The record is from the annotation of a GenBank genome assembly. Lineage: Eukaryota; Dinophyceae; Suessiales; Symbiodiniaceae.
AUGUCCACAAUUGAUGAGCUCUCGCUCGCCAGUGGAGCUCCUCAGGAUGGACCUGCUUCUGGAAUCGUGCGAACUAGAUGCGAACCGCCAGUCUUUGUACUCUGGCGAUCUAGCGGUGGUGAUGAAGCCGAUGUGUUGCUGCACUGGCAUCCGGCUCUCCCUGACAAGCUUCCCGAUGAUCCAGAUGAGCCCAUUUGCACUGUGCAGCUCUGGGUGCGGAACACGGCUGAGUUGUUAGAAGCCCGCUUGCAACAGCACCAUCUGGGGAGGCCACUGAUGGCAUGGACCAAUGUGCAGCUGGAGCGACUGAUGCUGGUGAUGGCCCAGCAGACCUGUGGAGAUUCACCUCAUCAGGACGAGGUGCGCCUGCGCCGCGCACCUGGCCGGAUGGUCAUUGAUGUCCACUUUAGGAGACUCAUGCAGGUAGGCUUGACCGGCCCUGAGCUGGGUGGAUGUGUGGUGGAGAUCCUGAACGCCUAUGCGUCAGGCUCUGGCAGUGACCUCCUUCGUGUGUUGAGGUCUGCUGCACAGGCACAGGCAUGUCACCAGGCCGCGCUGAAGGAGAGUGGCGAGUCGUUGGAGGCCCUGCGGCGGGAGACCUCGCGUUUGGAGGGCUCCUGGACAGAUGCGGCAGCAGCAGCGAAGAAGCAGCAUCGGGGGCUCCUCCAACGGUUUGCUUUGGUGCUCCAGGCAAAAAUUGACAAGGAGCGUUCGUUGCAUGACGAAGUGCAGGAGAAAAGGUGGGCAAGGAUGGGUGUCGCAAAUGUUGCCGCCCUGCCGCCUCGGGAAGUGGAAGGGGAGCAGGUGGCUGACCGUGGUCGUUGUCGUGGUGGGCGGGCUGCGCGGGCACGGAGUGCACGGGGUGCGCGUGGUGAAGGGGCGACAGCCCCUCGUGGCCGUGGUUCUCGCCGUGGACGAGGGCGAGCAAAUGCGCCGCCCUCCGAGGCGGAUGGAGCUUCAGACGAGAGAUCUCCAAGCCCAGCCGCGAAGCGCUCACGAUUGCAGGCGCCGGAGGUGCAGCAAGCUCCAGGCGAAUCCAAGCCGCUGGAGGCUGCGAUGCCCAGUGUGUCUGGGCCCAGCCACAGUCUUUUCGACCCGGACUCUCAGGAAGUCGAUCCAGUCGCUGUACCCAUCCCAAAGGAGGAUGUGGCUCCGAAGGGCCCCAAGCGGCCCAGUGGGGUCAGUGCUGGGGACCUCUUUUUCAGCGACAGCGAGUGA